Molecule: messenger RNA, 2073 nt
Organism: Anoplopoma fimbria (sablefish)
Lineage: Eukaryota; Metazoa; Chordata; Actinopteri; Perciformes; Anoplopomatidae
Gene: txlnba
Product: taxilin beta a
Exons: 10
Coding region: 1-2073 (690 amino acids)
Molecular function (GO): syntaxin binding
Source: RefSeq, a predicted model, not a curated record
AUGGAGACGUCAGUGAAAGCAGCUGAGGUGUUGGUGCCUCCACAGCCGGACGGAGGCACUAAGAACACCAAAGGUGAGGUGGCAGCUCCUCCUGCAGCCUCUUCCUCCGACCACUCGAACCCCAUGUCGGAGUUCAAGAGGCGGCUGGAGGACAUCAUCAGCACCCACGGCUCUGCAGCCGAGCUCCUGGACCAACAGAGUUUGAUGGAGGCAGAGACGGAGAAGAUGAAGAAGGAGCCAGUGGAUGACAUCCCCGUUUCCAUGGAGACAGAGGUCUGUCUCAUCAUGAAGAGCCUGAAGAAGAUCUCCUCUCCAGAGAAGAAACUUGAAGAUGUGGUCAGGAGAUAUGCCGAAAUGGCGGCCCAGCGGCGUGGCGAUGAGAGGAAGCUGAGCGUCCUGCAGAAGAAGUUGUCCGUCCUGGUGGACGAGCGGCAGCAGCUGCAGGAGGAGAGUCGCAGCAGCGUCGCCGCUCGCAGCAAACUGGAGGAUCUGUGCAGAGAGCUGCAGGGACACUACGAAGUCCUGAGGGAGGAGACCCUUCAGCGCAGCAGGGAGGACGAGGGGAAGAGGACGGAGAUCACCAGCCACUUCCAGAUGAUGCUGAAUGAGAUCCAGACUCAGAUCGAGCAGCACAGCACCCGAAACGACAAGCUGUGCCACGAGAACAGCAACCUGACCGACAAACUGGAGAGUCUGAUGAGCCAGUGCGAGAUGAGGGAGGAGAGUUUGGAGAAGAUCAACAAGCAUCGCGACCUGCAGCACAAACUGACUGAAGCCAAACUGAAACAAGCCCACGCCAUGCUGAACGAAGCCGAGGAGAAACACAGGAGGGAGAAGGAUUACUUGCUUAGGGAGGCUAUUGACAUGACAAAGAAAUGCUUCGCUAUGAAGGAGCAGGAGCUGGCCAUGAAGAAGAAGCUGACCCUCUACGGUGAGAAGUUUGACGAGUUUCAGGCGACGCUGGCCAAAAGCAACGAAAUCUACGUCCGCUUCAAGAAGGAGAUGGAUAACAUGUCAGACAAGAUGAAAAAAAUGGAGAAAGAGUCAUCUCUGUGGAGGACGAGGUUUGAGAACUGCAACAAGGCUCUGAAUGACAUGAUGGAGGAGAGAACCGAGAAAAGCAAAGAGUACGAAGUGUUCGUCAUCAAGAUUCAGAAGCUGGAGAGGUUGUGUCAUGCCCUACAGGCCGAGAGGGAAAUGCUCUACGACAAGAUCAAAGAGGUCCGCAAGGCUAACUCCAACAUCCCAUUAAAGGUCUUCGGCACCUCUAAAGCCGAGGAAACCCCUGAACCAGAAGUUGCUGACAAAUCUGCCUUGCUGACCGGUGUGGAGCUCCAGGAUCUCCAGGAUCUCCAGGAGGUGGACCCGAUCUUAACGGAAGGCAUGUCCCGUCUGAGGGAGGAGCAGGCCAAGCUGCAAGAGAUUGCCGCCUCCCUGAUGGCCACACCCUGCGACAAUAAUGAAGACGAUGAUGAGGAAGAACCCGAAGAAGACUUGGUGGCCUCUGCGUUUGACCAUUUCAGAACCAAAACUCAAGUCAAAGAGGAAGCUGUUUCAAUCCCUCAGCAGGUGGUAGAAGUCAAAUCAGAGGCAGCAGAAUCAGUUCUCCCACAGCCAGAUAAAGUUGAGGAGGAUCCAAAGCCAGCCGUGUCCACACCAGUAGGGGACAUUUCUGAAAUUAUACCAACAGACACAGUAAAAGUUCCAAUCCAGGUCCAGGAUAAAGAGGUUAAACCAGUCAAACCAGAUGAGGAGAUCCAGCAGCAACCUGCUGAACAAGUACCGACAGCUAAACUUGAAAAAGUCAAGAGCAAUCCACCAACAAAGCAGAAACCAAAAGCAGCAGAGGCCGAGAUCUUGAUCCAGGCUGGCGAGGUCAAACCAGUGGUCCCAGUGGAAGACAGCAAGGUCCAGGCUGAACCAGUUCAAGUACCAGAAGAAGCACCAACCAAAUCAGAAUCAGCCCCACGUGCCGUGAGCACACCUACAACAUCUGCCUCCUCCAAUGCAGAGUCCUCCAAGAAGCAAACACCGAAGAAAAAGAAGAAGAAGAACGGCAAGAAUGCUAGCUAA